Molecule: messenger RNA, 4027 nt
Organism: Linum trigynum
Lineage: Eukaryota; Viridiplantae; Streptophyta; Magnoliopsida; Malpighiales; Linaceae
Source: the annotation of a GenBank genome assembly
AGAAUUUGUAGUGUCAAGGGCAACAGUAUUGUAAAUGGGAACAGGAACAAGGCAAGCAAAGCCGCCAUUGAAUAAGCCAACGCACUGAACAGAGCCAUCAAUGGUGAAUUUCCAAAACCAAACCUCUUACUUGGGAAUCCGGAAAGUAAUUCUCAAUAGAUAUCAGCAACAAUUGUAGGGCACUAAGAUCAUGAAGAAACAACUAUUUGAGGCAUGCAUCAAGUAAAAGACUGAUUUUCAAACAAGAGAAUUCACCAUUUAAAGAGUUGCAGCUCGAGAGUUCCAAUACAUGUACGUUCUAAUCUCUUAUACUUCAGAAAAAAAAUAUCGACUUCAUGAAUUUCAAUCCAUCAUAUGCUAUUAAAGAACCAAUAGGGUGUUGGGCCCAGGCCUAUAGUCAUCUCGACGGAUCAAACCAAAGCCUCUCCACUUGAAGCCCAAACAGCUUCUCUGUCAGCGUCGAGAUCACCAAAGACGUCUUCUCCUUCAUUCCUAAUCCCUAACAAUCAGAACAUCGAGAAGAACCAACUCCCCCGAUGGAUGACAUCUCCAAUCCGCCCCUCAAAAGCCUCUGUCAACGGUAACCUCAUUGAAGAAGAGAGAGAUCGAAGAUGCCCUUCGAAAGCCUACUUAAAGACCUCUCGAGGAAGAAGAUGGUAACGGUUUCCAAUGCUCAGUAAGAACGGGUCAGUUCUUUGGGAGAGUCGGAUUGGGUUCUUGCUUAAAGUGUCUAAGAUUGCUAGAGUUGGGGCUGUUGCCAGGAACUCUAGACAAUCUGGGCAUAUCGUACUAUUUGUUGUCCUUCUUCUUCGCUUGUCUUGUUUGACUUAGAGUGUUUCUUAAACUGGUGAAACUGUGAUCCUUCUCUUGAUUGACUAUUGUUCUUCUGUUUUACCAGUAAACUUAUCCUCAAUCAAUAAUAGCUGUAAUGGGGUAAGACAUAGAUGUUUAACAAUUGGUAUCAGAGCCCCCUUUUCGUGGAACUUAGUGUUGCCGAGAAGGAGAUCCUCUGUCUUGCUAUGUCUUCUAACUCAUUCCCCACUAGUUCAAAUCCUCCAUGGUUUUCUGUUUCCAAUUAUUAUGUAUGGAAGAAGAGAAUGAGACUAUACCUCCGAGGAAUCAACUGUGAAUUGUGGGCAAUUGUCCGUAAUGGACCAAUUGACAUGAAAGAAGACGAUGAGGAGGAUUGGUCAAAUGAACAAAAGAAAAGUGCUCAACUAGACUCUAGAGCUAUGCAUAUUUUACUGUCUACUAUAUCAGAUAAUGAAGGUGAAAGAGUUAACAAAUGCGAAACUGCAAAGAAAUUUGGACAAUUCUAGAAACAACUCACGAAGGAACUUUAGAAGUAAAAGAAACUAGAAUUGAUCUACUACUAAAAGAGUAUGAAACUUUGACAUGUUAUCAGGAGAAUCUAUCUCUGAAAUGGAUAAAAGAUUCUCUACUUUAGUAAAUUGACUCAAAGGUCUAGGAAAGACCUUCUCUAGCAAAGAACUAGUAAGAAAAGUUCUUAGAUCUCUUCCUCUUGAAUGGAUGGCCAAAAGAACUGCCAUUGAGGAAGCUAAGGAUCUAAACGUCCUGUCCCUAGAAAACUUGAUUGGAUCCCUUCUUAGUCAUGAGGAAGUUCUCAAACAAAUGAACUCUCUUCAUGACAGAAAGAACAAGUCUAUUGCCUUUAAUUCUGUGUGUGCUAAUGAAGGGGAGAAGCUAGAUGAGGAGUUCGAAAAUGAACUUGCUCUCACCAGCAAGAAGCUCCAAAGAAUGAUGAAAUUUAAACAUGACCAAAAUGCUAAAAGGGGAAGUCAGAGCAAUGGAUAUUCCUUAAGACCUUCUGGAAACAUGCACAAUCAUUCCCCUAGAACCUUUGGACAUCACUCUGGAAGUUCAAAUGACAAAAACUCAUUUGCAACUAACAUACCUGAUACUAGCUCUAAAGAUGUCAAAAGUUCAACUGAAAACAAAUCUGACUCCACCAUCUGUUUUAAAUGUGUUAAAACAGGUCAUAUAAGAGUCAACUGUCCUCUAAACAAAAGAAAAGAAAAGGCUAUGGCAGCUACCUGGAGUGACUACAGCUCGGAAGAAGAGUCUGAUAAUAUUGCUUUCAUGGGGUUGAACUCCAACAACGAAGAUGUCAAUGCUAAUGACCAGGUAUGGUCUGACUGAUUUUCUGAUUCAGUCUCUGAAACUCAUAAUGAAGACUUCUUUCUUCAUGCUCUUUCUAAUCUACAGGAUGAAUGUAAUAGAUUAAGAAGUAAGUGCUAUCUUACUGUAACAAAAUUACAUGACAAAGACAUUGAAAUUCGAAAACUAAAAGAACAUAUAGACAUACAACAUGCUGCUCAAAUUACUCAGGACUCUCAAGUUGCCAAUCUUAUUGCUGAAAACAAAAUUCUAAAGAAGCAGAUUGGCAACUGCAACAGAAUAAUAAACAAACAGACCUGGGUGCCAUCUCUGGCCUAUUCUACUACUUGGCAUGAUUCCCACACCAAUAACUAUGAACAUAAAAAAAUAUUUCAACCCUGGAUCCACCCUCGAUUCUGCUCACUCUGUAAGAAAUCUAGACAUAACUAUGAUCAUUGCUGUUCCAGAAAACAUAAACCCAAACUUGUUUGGGUUGUUAAAACUUCUAAUUAAACUCCCUUUCCUUUUCAGAAUAAUAAAGGUGCUAACAUCUGGUACUUAGAUUCUGGAUUCUCUCAUCAUAUGACGGGUAACAAAGCUCUUUUUUCUUUUCUUAAUCCAAAAAGAGGAGGUAAAGUCUUCUAUGACAAUAAUAACUGUGCUUAGUAGUUGGAAAAGGCACUAUUAGCAGCAAUUCUUCCCUUAUUAUUGAAGAUGUACUUUAUGUAGAAGGUUUAAAGCAUAAUCUGCUCUCCAUUAGUCAAAUAUGUGGGUCCACUUAUCGUGUCACAUUUGAUCCUUUCUGGUGCAUCAUUGAACGAAUUUCUGACAAUGCUGUGAUAUUUAAAGGAAAGAAAAUUAAUAAUGUGUACACUGUGGAUUUGUCCACUCUUGAUUUAUCAGAGGAUAUAUGUUUGAGCUCUAUGUCUGAUCCAGCAGUUAUCUGGCAUAGAAAACUAGGGCAUAUGAGUUUAUCUCGCUUGAGUAAACUCUCUAAUCUCAAUCUGGUUAGAGGGCUGCCUCAAAUUAAGGCAUUUGAUAAUUUCACUUGUGAAGCAUGCAUCCUAGGAAAACAUUGCAAGAAGUCAUUUAAAAGUAAACAGGAUGUUACCACCUCUGCUACCUUUGAUCUAUUACAUAUGGAUUUAUUUGGACCAACAAAUGUUCAAAGUCUUGGAGGAAAAUCAUAUGUGCUAGUAAUUGUUGAUGAUAUCUCCAGAUUCACCUGGGUUUACUUUCUGUCUUCCAAAGAUGAAGCCUUCUCUAAGUUUAAAUCUUUUGUGAUUCUUAUGCAAAAUCAAUUUGACUGUCUUGUUAAAUGCAUUAGAAGUGAUAAUGGUGGUGAAUUCAUCAAUGACAAAUUUUGUAGCUUCUGUGAACACCAUGGUAUCCUUCACACAUUCUCUGCACCUAGAACCCCACAACAGAAUGGGGUCGUGGAGAGGAAAAAUAGAUCUCUUAUUGAAUCUGCCAGAACUAUGCUUCUUGAUUUUGAUUGCCCUAAGUUCCUCUGGGUAGAGGCAGUAAACACUGCUUGCUAUGUGCAUAAUCAUACCACCAUUAGAAAGAUUAUUAAUAAAACUCCCUAUGAAAUAUUAAAAGGAAAAAUACCUAAGCUAUCCUACUUUCAUCCAUUUGGAUCCAAAUGCUACAUUCUGAAUACUAAGGAUCAAAUUGGAAAGUUUGAUGCUAAGUCUGACAUUGGUAUCUUUCUUGGUUAUUCUAAUAAAGGUCAGGCAUAUAGAGUCUUUAAUAAGAAAUCAAGAAAAGUUGAAGAGUCAGUUCACAUUAAGUUCGACUCAUCUCAUCCAUCACUACCUUUGCAUUCUGAUAUAAGCAACUAUGACUGUCUUCCUCUUAGCUCUUCUCUUGAGACAGGUGAAACCUCUAACAAAGAGGAUUCUGUUAA